Ichthyophthirius multifiliis is the source of this 1848-nucleotide messenger RNA. Its product is annotated as ubiquitin carboxyl-terminal hydrolase family protein, putative. Gene Ontology annotation, biological process: protein deubiquitination; regulation of protein stability. NCBI's taxonomy places the organism in Eukaryota, Ciliophora, Oligohymenophorea, Hymenostomatida. Gene Ontology annotation, molecular function: cysteine-type endopeptidase activity; cysteine-type deubiquitinase activity. The record is from RefSeq and is a predicted model, not a curated record. Gene Ontology annotation, cellular component: nucleus; cytosol. The transcript has 3 exons.
AUGUCCCAACCCUUAAAUAAACACAAAAUUCCUGAUCGAGUAUUAAAAUAAUACCAAGAAAUCGGUUUAAACCCUACUUUAUUAUAAUAAGCCUGGGACGAAUGUAAAGGAAACGAGAGUACCUUACUAGACUCUUACCAAAACCUCUAUACUACCAUGAGUUAUAAUUAAUAAAUCGAACAAGCUGAAAAACAAUCAUAUAUAUAAUAAUAAAACUUACAAAAAUACACUAAUAAUAUGGACGAAGAGAAAUAAUUAAAUUAAGCAAUUUUAGAAAGCGUCCAAGAGGCUAAACAUAAAUAAUUGAUAAUAGAGCCUUUAAAUCCAGAAUAGAGAAUUAGAAAAGAAGGAACCCCAGUAGGUUUAAAAAAUUUAGGUAAUACAUGCUAUAUGAAUCCUCUUUUACAAAUAUAUUUCCACAACGCAUAAUUUACAAAAGAAAUAAUGAAUUUUUAACCUUUAAAAGAAGAAGAAAUAAAAGGAAAAGACCAAAACUAAUUAAAAAAUAUAAAAUCAUGUAUUUAACUUGUUUAAGAAAUGCAAAAUCUAUAUGGGCAUUUAAUUGGAAGUGAAAAAAUGUACGCUGACCCAUCUGAUAUUGUGAAAAAUAUACUAGACGAAAACGGAGAAUAGUAUUAAAUAGGCAAUUAAUAAGAUAUUGGUGAAUUUAAUAUUAAUUUAUUAGCAAGAAUAAACGAAGGACUUUUAUAUUCAAGAAAAUAAUAAGUUAAAAAAUUAUCUAAUAGUAAUAAUAAUAAUAAUAAUAAUAAUAUGGAAAUGGAGGAAUUAGUAUAUUCUUAAAAUUUAAGCUAAAAUAAUAAUGAUGAUAUAAUAUCAAGAAUUACUAUAAAUUAAGAAGAAAAUAAUAGUGAAUUGACUGUCUCAAAAAGCUUUUAAUUAAAUAUGAGUGUAGAAACUGUCGUUACUUAAUAAUUCUUUGGAAAAGUCUUUAUUUAAAUGAAAUAUAUGCUAGGUGAUUAAUAUCAUUAGAAAGAAUAAGAAGAAAUAUUUAAUAUUAUUUACUUAGAUAUUAAACAAAAAGAACUCUAUUAUGCUUUAGAUGAAUAUGUAAUCAAUAAAAUAGAUGAAUAUAAAAACGAUAGGGGAGAUAUUGUUUAAGCUGAUAAAUAUAAUUGGAUAAAAAAGGCCCCCAAGACCCUUUUUUUUUAACUCUAGAGGGUUAUAUAUGAUAAAGAGACUAAAAAUUUGAAAAAAAUAAACGAUUUUUUCCAGAUUGAGAAAGAAAUUUACCUCGAAAGGUUCAUGUAUAGCCAAAAAGAAGCUUAUUUGUAAAUUUAUUCUCAGGCAACUAUAUCUGUUUUGGAGGAAAAUAUUUAAAAAAUAUAGGAAAGAGUAGACCUUUUAUAAUAAAAAAUUAACUUCUUAUAAAAAAAUAUAAGUCAAUCUUACAAUAAUUUCAAUAAAAAUAAAUACUAUCUCCAAGCUAUAAUAAUACACGAUGGUGAUGCAUAAAGUGGGCAUUAUUAUACUUUCAUUUAAGAUCUAUAAUAAAAAAAAUGGAGGCGAUAUAAUGACAUUUAAGUCUCAGAAGAAACUGAAGAAAACGUCUUUAAGGAAGCCUCUGGUGGCUGGGGUAAGGCUAGUGCAUAUAGUCUAGUAUACGUGACUUAUGACAGUGCUAUUCCAGUUGAAAAUAUGCCCAUGAGGUUAUAUCAAUUCCCUUCUAAUGAACAUAAGAUUGUUGAUUAUUACUAUAAUUUAUUAUCAGAAGAACAAUAGAAUCAAAUUUGUGUUGAUAAUUUAAAAUUUUAAGAAGAAAUAGAAGACUAUCGGGCAAACAAUCAAAAUUUGAGUAAACUAAUGAAUAAUCAAGGAAAUGUAAAUUGA